UCAAUAUUGGGGCAUUUAGUUUUUUCCUUAAUUUUUUUUUGACAAUGGCAGCAGAGGUCAUCCCAUGUGGGCUUUAUCCAGACUGCAGCAUGACUUUAAUGUUAUUUUCAGACGUGGAGAAUGCGACAGAAAUUCGAAAAUCUGUCAUGAGUGGGGAAUUUGAAGCAGCUCUCUUGAAAACAUCUAUGAUUUUAGAGCCAUUUCAAGUGAUUGUUGCUGCAAACAGGGCCAUUCAUCUACAAAGAGUUAACAAAAUGAUGACCAAAAAUGUACACUCUGAAGUUUUGUUUAGUCUUUCCCCAAGUAAAAAUAUUUCAGAUUCCUUCCGUAAGUUUGGUGUAGCAGACAGUGAGACAUCAAUCUUUGUGGUUAUAGUCAAUGAUACAGAUGGCGCCACAUGUCAGGCAGUGAGGAACAAGGUUAAAGGUCAAAUUACAGAUAUAAAUGAGGUCGGGAAAUACUCAGAUUUACCAACAAUCAAGAAGGUUUACAAGAUUUCCGACACUGAGCUAUCAGCCUCUAAUCCAGUUGAAGCCAUUGUAUCAAGAAUAGCCAGUAAAGACAUUGUUACAGUGUGACCUUUUUUGACCCCAUUAUCUUAUUGUACCAACAUUGUGACACUUUGUGAGUUCUUUUUAAAAAGUAUGUGUAUAAAUGUAUAUUUAAGGGGAAUUUGAUAAGAAAAUAUAUUAUCCGGGUACUUUUGGACAAAUUGGACAGGUUCUCCUCUGAAAAAUUUACAAAAAUGUGAAUUUCAUAAGAUAUGUUGUAACAACUAUAUAGAAAUUGACAGGUCCUUGAUACUUCUUACAUGUACAUGAAAUCAAAUCAUCUGCAGUACUGAGUAGUGACUUUUGUUUUAUGUUGUAAAUAUUUACGUUUACUAAUUAAGCUGUACGUACCUACCUGCUUCAACAGCAUUCAUAUUUAAAUUU
Messenger RNA from Saccostrea cuccullata (small rock oyster), 935 nucleotides. RefSeq names its product EKC/KEOPS complex subunit TPRKB-like. Bases 45 to 578 code for a protein of 177 amino acids. Gene Ontology annotation, biological process: tRNA threonylcarbamoyladenosine modification. Lineage: Eukaryota; Metazoa; Mollusca; Bivalvia; Ostreida; Ostreidae. Gene Ontology annotation, cellular component: nucleus; cytosol; EKC/KEOPS complex. The transcript is spliced from 4 exons. The record is from RefSeq and is a predicted model, not a curated record.